Messenger RNA from Adineta ricciae, 1440 nucleotides. The record is from the annotation of a GenBank genome assembly. NCBI's taxonomy places the organism in Eukaryota, Metazoa, Rotifera, Eurotatoria, Adinetida, Adinetidae.
AUGAACGCAAAUCAUCGACGGAUAAAAGAUGAGAUAACUAAGAUAGCAGCUAGACCCAAUGAAACUUGUGUCGUAUCGAAGGUCGAUCCGACGCGAAAGGCGAAAGUCCAAAAUCUACGAUCUCAUUCGCCAACAUUGGAAUGUUUAACAAUCGUACGAACAAAACUUAAUGAAUAUCUUAAAUCCACUGUCAAUAUUAUUCCAACGGAUCACAUAUCAAAGCCUGUGACACCCGAAGAGUCACGUUCUUCGGAUCCUGAUUUGUACACACCACCAAUAGCAUCACCAAAGAAGGUGAAAUCGCGGAAAACUCUCGCUAUCCAGCCAAUGGAUAAAGUCACCUAUGAAGCAAAACAAACACGUAAUGGUGAUCUGAGACAAAAGUGUUCCGUGGAAAUUUGGUUACCGCAUGCUUAUAGUGAUAUUGAUGACGAUGCUCCAAACACAACUGGAACAUUAUCCCCUGUUUCAAACAUCAGUAAUCGAGUAUAUCAUCAAUCAGAGAUACCUAAAAGCCCAUCAAUCACUGCGUAUAGUGAUACAAGAUCGGAGAAUGCAUUAUCGUCGAACAAUUCGGAAACGGUUGUUACAUCCUACGUUCCUUGUAGAAAGGAUAUUCAUGAUGACAGAUCGGAAGAACGAAUACGUUCAAGUAAAACAGUCCGAGCGAAUAAAUCUUUUCGUAUUAAGCGUUCACGCCGUCGACGAUUGUCUCAAGAUACGCAUCAAUCGACAACAACAGGAAUAUCUCUAUCAUCAAAAAUUGCACAUCCGGAUGUUGAUCAAAUAUUUUAUGUACAGAAAAUGAAAGAAAAUCUUAGUUCAAAUACUAACACAACAAUAAAUGAUCCGUUGAACAGAUCUCCGCGAGGGCAAGCAAAUCAACGAAUGAUACGAACAAAAAAACCGUUUGAACAUGUCCGUCAUUCAUCAGGAAAUAAUGCGCAUAUAACCCGAGAAUUGAGAGCCCAUCAAACAGUUGCCUUCCGAAUCAUUCUCGGUAAUGCACUACCAUUGCGAUCUGCUGGUGAAUAUAAUAUUAUGGAUCCGAAAUUACUCAAUUCUUGCUCAUCAAAUUCAGAAACUUUACCAACAGCAACACAUUAUGGCUCUAAACUCGACAAUCAUCGAGUAUCCACUUUACCUACCAUACAAACCAGAAAGAUCGAUGACUCAUUUCGAAAUGUUAAUAAUACAAAGUCACCUUCACGUUUAGUUAUACAUCCUAAUCGUGCCAAAAAUGCUCCAAACUCAAUGACAUUAUCUCAAAACAUCACAAAUGGUAAUGAACAUCAUCCCAAACGAUCCUUGCCAUUGCCAUUAUUACUCGUUCAUCCUGAACAACGACGACAUUCGAUUGUAUCUAUAAAUAGACAACCUAUUCAUUUCAAGUAUAGUAAAGGUGAUAAUACCAAUUGUACUUAUCUUACACCAAAAUGA